Molecule: messenger RNA, 1257 nt
Organism: Sugiyamaella lignohabitans
Lineage: Eukaryota; Fungi; Ascomycota; Dipodascomycetes; Dipodascales; Trichomonascaceae
Gene: POT1
Product: acetyl-CoA C-acyltransferase
Exons: 1
Coding region: 1-1257 (418 amino acids)
Biological process (GO): phenylacetate catabolic process; fatty acid beta-oxidation
Cellular component (GO): peroxisome
Molecular function (GO): acetyl-CoA C-acyltransferase activity
Source: RefSeq, a predicted model, not a curated record
AUGGAAAGACUUUCUAAUAUCGCAUCUCAAGUUGCUCCUAGCAACGCUUCAGCAGUUUCAAAACUUGCUGAAAAGCACCCUGACGAUGUUGUUAUUGUCGCUGCUUACAGAACCGCUCAUACUAGAGGUGGUAAAGGUAAAUUCAAGGACACAACUUCCGGUGAAAUUCUUGCUGGUCUUUUAAAGGGAAUCGUUGAAAAGUCUGGUAUUGAUCCUGCUUCUAUUCAAGAUAUUGUUGUUGGUAAUGUUUGUAAUCCUGGUGCUGGUGUUAAUGAGCACAGAGCUGCUCAAUUAUACGCCGGAAUCCCUUAUACCGUUCCAUUCCAAGCUCUUAACAGACAAUGUUCGUCUGGUUUGAUGGCUGUUAACGAUAUUGCUAAUAAGAUUACUGCUGGUCAGAUUGAUAUUGGUAUUGGUGCUGGUGUUGAGUCCAUGUCUCAAAACUACGGCCCCAAUGUUCUUGGUGCUCAACCUGCUUCUUUCUUGGAACACCCUGUUGCUUCCAAGUGUUUGAUUCCUAUGGGUAUCACUUCAGAGAAUGUCGCUGAGAAGUACAAUGUCAGCAGAAGAGCUCAAGACGAGUUUGCUGCCAACUCUUACCAAAAGGCUGCCAAGGCUCAAGAUGCCGGUCUUUUCAAGGACGAGAUUCUUCCUAUUGAGACUACCAUUGUUGAGGAGGAUGCUGAGGGUAACGAGAAGGAGACCAAGGUUAUUGUCGACACUGACGAAGGUAUCAGACGUGGUGUUACUGCCGACUCUUUGGCCAAGGUCAGACCUGCUUUCAAGGCUGACGGUUCUACUCACGCUGGUAACGCUUCUCAAGUUUCCGAUGGUGCUGGUGCCGUUCUUCUUAUGAGACGUUCGACUGCCGAGAAGCUUGGUAAGCCCAUCUUGGCGAAGUACGUUCACGCCAAGGUUGUUGGUGUUCCUCCUGAGAUUAUGGGAAUCGGCCCUGCUGUUGCCAUUCCUGCUCUUCUUAAGGACCUUGGUCUUACUGUUGACGAUGUCGAUGUUUAUGAGAUCAACGAGGCCUUUGCUUCUCAAGCUCUUUACUCUGUCCGUUCUGCUGGCAUUGACAUCAACAGAGUCAACCCCAAGGGUGGUGCCAUUGCCUUUGGCCACCCUCUCGGUGCCACCGGUGCCCGUCAAUUCGCCACCUUGCUCACCGAGCUCAAGCGUACCAAAAAGAAGGUCGGUGUCACCUCCAUGUGCAUUGGUACCGGUAUGGGUGCUGCUUCCUUGGUCAUUGCCGAGUAA